AUGAUGAAACAAGUUCAUCGUUUAUUUCCAAAAUUAUUUUUUUCUACAUUAGCAUCAAAGGAAAUAUAUAUUCCACAAUAUCGAGAACCAUCAUCCGAUGAAAUUAAUAAACUUCAAGAAUUUAUAUCACAAUCAAAACGUUUAUUUAUUAUAAGUGGUGCUGGUAUUUCAACUGAAUCCGGUAUACCAGAUUAUAGAUCCGAAGGUGUUGGACUUUAUGCUCGAACAACGAAUCGUCCUAUGAUGUAUCAAGAAUUUUUAACUAAUCCAAAAAGAUAUCGAAUGUAUUGGGCAAGAAAUUAUGUUGGUUGGCCAACAUUUUCUGCUUUUCAACCAAAUCAAACUCAUAAAACAUUUGCUAAUUGGGAAACACAGAAUAAAGUAUUUUGGCAUGUUACACAAAAUGUUGAUAGUUUAUUAACGAAAGCUGGUUGUGAACUAUUAAGUGAAUUACAUGGUUGUAGUGCUAGAGUUGUUUGUGUUGAUUGUGGUUAUAAAGGUAUUACACGUGAGCAAUUACAAGAAAUUAUAUCAAAGGAUAAUCCUGUUUGGACUGCACAAUCAAAUACAAUUAAUCCAGAUGCUGAUGUUUAUCUAACUGAAGAACAAUUAAGUGAUUUCAAGCCACCUCGAUGUCCUCAAUGUUCUGGUAGAAUCAGACCAGAUGUAACAUUUUUUGGUGCCAAUGUUGAUCGUGGUUUAGUUAAUUUUAUCAAAGAACAAUUAAGUAAAAGUGAUGCUGUGCUUGUUGCUGGUUCAUCACUUGAAGUUAUGUCAUCUUAUCGUUUUAUUCUUGCUGCACAAGAAUUUAAACUACCUAUUGCUAUUGUUAAUAUUGGUAAAACACGUGGUGAUCCCGCAGCAAAAUUAAAAAUUUCUACUCGUUGUGGUUCAAUAUUACCUUUGAUAAAAAUGAAUUAA
Molecule: messenger RNA, 921 nt
Organism: Adineta steineri
Lineage: Eukaryota; Metazoa; Rotifera; Eurotatoria; Adinetida; Adinetidae
Source: the annotation of a GenBank genome assembly